GUCAAGUAAAAAUGUCAGGAAGAGGAAAAGGCGGUAAAGGUCUCGGAAAGGGUGGUGCUAAGCGUCACCGUAAGAUUCUCAGAGAUAACAUCCAAGGUAUUACCAAACCAGCUAUUCGUCGUCUCGCUCGUCGUGGUGGUGUCAAGCGUAUUUCCGGUUUGAUCUACGAAGAAACCCGUGGUGUUCUCAAGGUCUUCUUGGAAAAUGUCAUUCGUGACUCAGUCACCUACACUGAACACGCCAAGAGAAAGACUGUCACCGCUCUCGAUGUUGUCUAUGCACUCAAGAGACAAGGAAGAAUCCUUUAUGGUUUCGGUCAAUAGACGUUUCAAUAUCAUUAUACACAUCUAUGGAUAUGCGCAUGUAAAUUAAUCGUGAACUUUUUCACACUAUGUUUUUGUACUUUACCCAAGCAACACAUGAAUACAAUUUCAUUAUAA
This is a messenger RNA of Wallemia mellicola CBS 633.66, 440 nucleotides long. Its product is annotated as histone-fold-containing protein. The record is from RefSeq and is a predicted model, not a curated record. Gene Ontology annotation, molecular function: structural constituent of chromatin; DNA binding; protein heterodimerization activity. Gene Ontology annotation, biological process: nucleosome assembly. The transcript is spliced from 2 exons. Gene Ontology annotation, cellular component: nucleosome. The coding region runs from base 12 to 323 and encodes 103 amino acids. Lineage: Eukaryota; Fungi; Basidiomycota; Wallemiomycetes; Wallemiales; Wallemiaceae.